Drosophila grimshawi is the source of this 1895-nucleotide messenger RNA. RefSeq names its product ras-related protein Rab-26 (gene Rab26). NCBI's taxonomy places the organism in Eukaryota, Metazoa, Arthropoda, Insecta, Diptera, Drosophilidae. The record is from RefSeq and is a predicted model, not a curated record. Gene Ontology annotation, molecular function: GTPase activity; GTP binding. The transcript is spliced from 7 exons. Gene Ontology annotation, cellular component: Golgi apparatus; endosome. The coding region runs from base 148 to 1428 and encodes 426 amino acids.
UAGUUUUGUGCGCUGCUCCUGGCGCUUCGAUUGGAAACGGGCGCGCAAUUCACCACAAAAACAUCCCCAUUCGAGUUACUGGCUGUGUGCACAGUUUUAAAUACAUUUUUCGUUCGCCAAAAAAUUCACAAUUUACGGUUUCCAAAGAUGCGACGUCAACAGACACGUUAUCGCAGCGAUUCCAUUGCUAGUCCCAGCACUGGAGCAACCAGGAAGCCAUCGCUAAUCAAUACGGCAGCGAGCAGCGCAUCGCCGACGCGUCGCGAAUCGCUGGUGAAGCCCACCUGGCAGCACAUAACGCCCGGCCAGUUGCCACCCAAGACGCUGGACAAGAUCAAUGGCAUUGCCUCGGAUGAUUCGGACGACGAUGGCUAUCCGAAGCGACGACCCAGCGUUAUUGUGCAUCAGCGACAACAGUCGCUGUCACAGCAGCCAUUGCUGCCGGAAUACAUGAGUCCAUCGCAUCUCUAUCGCGAACAUCUACAGCAGCAGCAAUCAUUGCUGGCACAACAGCAAUCCCAUCUGCAAUCACAGCAGCAACAGCAGCACCAGCAGCAGUCGGUUGGAAACGGUUUCAGCACUCGUUUUUUAAGUAGCAUGCGAUUCACAGCAGCUGCCGAGCAGCAACCGCUCUUGGAUACGGGUGGAGUUGGUGAAGGAGGUGGAGGAGGAGCAGGAGUUGAAGUUGUUGGAGGGGCUGGAGGGGAAGCUGCUGCUGGACCUGGAAACGAUGGCGCUGGCGCCACGCUUUGCAAGAACGCCGGACGCGCCUUGAUACGCAUGAUCUCCUCCACUCCCGGACAGGAUGAGGAGGAGGAUUUUGAUAUUAUGGGCAAGGUCAUAAUGCUGGGCGAUUCGGGAGUGGGCAAAACAUCGCUUUUGAUACGAUUUCGCGAUGGUCGCUAUGUGCCCAGCUAUUUUCUGAGCACUGUUGGCAUUGAUUUUAGGAAUAAAGUAGUCGUUGUUGAUGGCACGCGGGUCAAACUGCAAAUCUGGGAUACGGCUGGACAGGAGCGUUUCAGGAGCGUGACACACGCCUAUUAUCGCGAUGCCCACGCGCUGCUGCUGCUCUACGAUGUGACCAAUAAGACCACCUACGAUAACAUUCGAGCCUGGUUGGGUGAAAUACGCGAGUAUGCACAGGAGGAUGUGGUCAUCGUUUUAAUUGGCAACAAAGCCGACUGCAGCAGCAGUGAGCGACAGGUGAAGCGCGAGGAUGGCGAACGUCUGGGACGUGAGCACAAUGUGCCAUUUAUGGAGACAUCCGCCAAGACAGGACUCAACGUUGAGCUGGCCUUCACAGCAGUGGCCAGGCAGUUGAAGUGUCGCGGCUACGACCAUGGCGAUGAUGGAAAAUUCAAUGUGCAUGAUUUUGUGCGUGACAAUACAAAGGCUCGGUCUGUUUGUGCUCAAUGCAGGAACAUGUAACUUGUUCAUGUCCCAGCACAAUGAAAAAAUUGCACAACAAAACAAAAAAAACAACAAAACAACAACCAACAAGCAAGAAGCAACACAGCACAAAGCUCUCAAACACAAGGCAUGAAUUUGUAAAACAGAGAAAGGAGCAACAACAAAUAAUAAUAAAAAAAAAGAGAGAACACUAUAAAAAGAAAGUGAAACAAAACCAAAUAUUGGUUAUUGAGCGAACACGCGUGGCUAACAACAUUUUUAAGCCGGAUGCUAUGGUUCGCGUUUUGUAUGUAAAUUGGAAUUUGAAUGAGAGUAAUGGGGAGUUUAGGGAGUACGGGAAGUAGGGGUAGUAUGGGUAGUAUGGGGAACGAACGCCCCAUUUGGGGGACUGUAUAAUUUUUUACAAGUAGCUCGCAUGAGAAUUUUGGAUAGAGGAUGAUGCAUUGUGUUGGCAUUUUGAUAGCAUAAAUAAUGAAUAAUAUAUU